AUGAAUUCAUGGACAUCAUUAACAUCAUUAUCAACACCAUAUAUAUCACGUAUAGAAGAUAGUGAAACACACCAAGUUUAUAGAUCAUUCUCAGCAUCAGUUGAUAUAACUCAUACAAAAACUGGACAAGCUACAUUGAAACAUCAACAACUAUUAAUAAAACAUCCGGCUGAAAGAACUGAACAUAAAGGAUGUAAAUUUACAUUUUUUCUUGGCCUUUUUAUAACUCUUUAA
Messenger RNA from Schistosoma mattheei, 234 nucleotides. NCBI's taxonomy places the organism in Eukaryota, Metazoa, Platyhelminthes, Trematoda, Strigeidida, Schistosomatidae. The record is from the annotation of a GenBank genome assembly.